GGCCAGGGUAAGAGAAAUCUCUCGAUUGCUCCCCAUAUUUUACCAAAGAGAUGCCGGAUGAUGACGUUUCCUUGCCGCAGUGAGAGAGUGAGACCGCGUUGUCAAAGAAGACAAGCCACACGAGCUGAACGAGGAAAUACGAGUCAGGAACCGAAAAAGCCAUCAACAAACGACAUGAAUCUACGUGGGUGCCAAAAUGUUGCACUGCUGCAAACAUAUUUAAGCUAGAGAAUUCCAUGUCUUGGGAUUCAAACCUCAAGUCAAUGUGCCGGUCCAUCUUCCUCGUCUCACCCGUCUCAUAAUUAAUAUUUAAUACUCACCUCGCCGUCAAAAACCCACGAUCCCGUCGUCACACACACCAGACACCAUGCAGCAAUCAGACACAGGUCUCCUCGAUCCGCGAUGGAAGCUACGGGGGCACAUCAUCGUGCUAUUUCUCGCCGUCCUAGUCAUUGUGCUCACGGGCGUCUACAUGAGCAUAAGCGCCUUCUUCACCAGGCCCGACAUCAUGGCGAUCCCUUUCGCCGUCAAAACACUUGUUUUCAUCACGUACCAACUUGUUACCGAACACACGGAACGGUUCGCCAAGUGGAGGAGUCUAAAGGCCAACUUGAUCUUGAACUGCAUCGAGCCGGUCUUCUGGCUCACCCUCGUCAUCCUCAAGUUCAUGGGGAUCACCAGGUCUUGCAGUGGGAGCGGCUGCGCUGUGACUUGGAUUAUUACCUUGGUGGCGAUUACCAUCUUCUCCAUACAAACCGAUUCCUCCACGGCAGGCCCGUCCCAAAACACCAGGAGAAGGGGACAAAAAGCCGUGCGACGGGCUCACGAGAAAUCUCGGACCGGUUGCCGGACUUGCAAGAAGCGCCGGAUCAAGUGUGAUGAAAAGCGGCCCUCAUGUCGAAAUUGUGAGAAACACGCCGUGACAUGCGAUUUCGUGCGAUCCCAGCCUUCAUCCGCUUUCACGCCUGUGUCGCCAUACGCAGAACAAGGACAGGGAGGGCCUGCUGAAUUCUCACCCACGUCCCAGCCCUCCUGCGAUAUCAACAUGAUCGACCUUGAGCUGAUGCACAACUUCACAACCUAUACCUGCACCACCUUGGCGAGCGACCCAUCAGUCCGGCAGUUCAUGCGGACCACCGCCGUCCAAAUGGCUACGGAUUGCGAGUACAUCAUGCGCUCUAUUCUAGCCGUGUCUGCUCUUCACCUCUCUCGAUAUCGCCCCCAAAAGAAAAAGACCUACCUCCAGCGCGCUAUGCAGCACCAUCAAGCCGCGACCUCAACCGCCCUCGAGCUGAUGACCAACUUGAAGACCGACGAGUGCGAAAGGCUCCAUAUCUUUUCCAUGCUCACGGUUUACUACGCUCUGGGAUGCCCCGUCGAUGAGGUUGAUCUGGCCCCCGAGAGCCCCUUGAUCCCUCACUGGCUACGGCUCCUUCACGGCAUGGAACCGAUCCUGCACAUGCUCCGGCCGCAAACCUACCGUGGGAUACUGACGCCGCUGUUUGACUUUGGCCGCAGACGCAUGACACCCUUCCUGAAGACAACACCCCCGCGGAACCCGACCUUGCUGGUAGACAUCCAAUCCCUGAUUCACAGGGCCUGUAAAGAUACUAGCCUCCUCCCCAUUUACGACGACAUGAUCGAGCAACUCCGUCGUAUGCUCGGUUUAAUCUUGACGCCAAGCGGCGAACCCGCGGGUACAGCGCCUGCUUAUCCUAAUUCUCAGAGCGGUCAAAACGGGUUGGAGAACUCACAAUCGCCGAGCGCAAACCAGUCACCAGCAGCGGAGGUAGUGGCGCCACCAGCGUGGACGAAGCUCGAGGCGUGGGACAUCCUAGUCUGGCAGUGGACACAAGGAAAAGAGUUUCUCCCGCUGCUCGAAGCCGCCACUCCGCCACAGGAGGCAGUCGUCAUAUUUGCUUACUGCCUGCUCGCGCUGAGAAAGCUAGAGAACCAGUGGUGGGUAGAAGGCUGGGCCGACCAUCUGAUGGGCAAGACCUGGGCGUUGCUGGACGAGGAACAUCGCCAUUGGGUGGUCUGGGCGACCGAGGAGAUGGGCUGGAUCCCCCCGAGAUAAUGCGAGCAUGUAGUACAAAUGCUAGGCCGUUGACUCCCG
Messenger RNA from Chaetomium fimeti, 2116 nucleotides. RefSeq lists its product as uncharacterized. The record is from RefSeq and is a predicted model, not a curated record. Gene Ontology annotation, molecular function: DNA-binding transcription activator activity, RNA polymerase II-specific; zinc ion binding. Lineage: Eukaryota; Fungi; Ascomycota; Sordariomycetes; Sordariales; Chaetomiaceae. The coding region runs from base 368 to 2077 and encodes 569 amino acids. Gene Ontology annotation, biological process: regulation of transcription by RNA polymerase II. The transcript is spliced from 5 exons.